AUGACAACCGGCUUCGAUGGACUCCGUCAGAACAUUGCGGCAUCAACCAGCUGUAUUUGGCUCGAGAAGAUGUUUGGAUACCAGAAACUUUCCACCCAUAGAUCACCGAGAAGACUUCCAGAAUUCGUUUUGUUGAAUAGCUCCGGUUCGGUGGAAUUCUUCGUGCCGACAGUGACGUCCAUCGCAUGCAAGAUUAAGAUACACGACUUUCCUUUCGACGUCCAAACGUGCACUAUCAAAGUGAUGGCACAGACAUUCAUAGCUCGUCAAUACGCCAUAGAAGCAAAAUUCUUCACAACGAAUGCUUCGCGGAUCGCACAGAUGGGUGUUCUUAUCGAUUCUUUCACAUUAACUACUUCGAUGUCUCCAUGGAACGCAAUCCAGUUUUUUAUG
Molecule: messenger RNA, 393 nt
Organism: Ostertagia ostertagi
Lineage: Eukaryota; Metazoa; Nematoda; Chromadorea; Rhabditida; Trichostrongylidae
Source: the annotation of a GenBank genome assembly